Molecule: messenger RNA, 184 nt
Organism: Cetraspora pellucida
Lineage: Eukaryota; Fungi; Glomeromycota; Glomeromycetes; Diversisporales; Gigasporaceae
Source: the annotation of a GenBank genome assembly
AAAUCUUAAUCAAUUAACUGAAAAUAAAACUGAUUCAUGGUUAGACCUCUUUAAUAAGCAUCAUGCAGAAAUUGAAAAUAUGCAUACUAAUUUAUUUGGUCUCUUUGUAGAUAACUUGGAAAAUAAGUUUGUUAGUGAAGAAAAUGAUGAUGAACAAGGUGAUGAACAAGAAAGAGAGAUGUGA